This is a messenger RNA of Limulus polyphemus (Atlantic horseshoe crab), 1427 nucleotides long. RefSeq names its product glyceraldehyde-3-phosphate dehydrogenase-like. The record is from RefSeq and is a predicted model, not a curated record. Gene Ontology annotation, molecular function: NAD binding; oxidoreductase activity, acting on the aldehyde or oxo group of donors, NAD or NADP as acceptor; NADP binding. The transcript is spliced from 9 exons. Lineage: Eukaryota; Metazoa; Arthropoda; Merostomata; Xiphosura; Limulidae. Bases 37 to 1038 code for a protein of 333 amino acids. Gene Ontology annotation, biological process: glucose metabolic process.
GGACUAAACUUUCUAGAGCUUACCAGUUAAAAUACAAUGGCUAAAGUUGGAAUCAAUGGAUUUGGACGUAUUGGUCGUCUGGUUCUUCGUUCUUGUUUGGACAAGGGAGUUGAAGUUGUAGCCAUAAAUGAUCCUUUCAUUGAUGUCAACUACAUGGUUUACAUGUUCAAGUACGACUCAACACAUGGUCGUUUCAAAGGAGAAAUCAAAGCAGAUGGAGGUAUACUGAUUAUUGAUGGACAUAAAAUACGUGUUUUUCAAGAGAUGAAACCUAAUGCUAUUCCGUGGGGUAAAGCUGGUGCCGAUUACAUCGUUGAAUCAACUGGUGUUUUCACCACAAUAGAAAAGGCAAAACCACACCUUGAGAGUGGAGCAAAAAGAGUUAUUAUCACCGCACCCUCGGCCGAUGCACCUAUGUUUGUUAUGGGUGUAAACCAUAAAACAUAUGACCCAUCAAUGGAGAUCAUCAGUAAUGCUUCUUGCACAACCAACUGUCUAGCACCCAUUGCCAAAGUCAUUCAUGACAACUUUGGCAUUGUUGAAGGACUUAUGACUACAGUUCAUGCCGUAACAGCAACCCAGAAGACUGUUGAUGGUCCAAGUUCUAAGGCAUGGCGAGAUGGUCGAGGUGCCAGUCAGAACAUCAUUCCUGCUUCAACGGGUGCUGCUAAGGCUGUUGGCAAAGUCAUUCCAGAAUUAAAUGGCAAAUUAACUGGUAUGGCUUUCCGUGUACCUGUUGCCGACGUUUCUGUUGUAGACCUGACUUGUCGCUUGGAAAAGGGAGCUUCUUAUGACGAUAUCAAAAAUGCUGUUAAGUCUGCUUCUGAAAGCGACAAUUGGAAGGGAAUCUUGGGAUACACAGAAGAUGCUGUGGUUUCAUCAGACUUUAUUGGGGAUUCUCACAGCAGCAUCUUUGACGCAAGCGCUGGCAUUUCUUUAAACAAGAACUUCGUGAAACUUGUUUCAUGGUACGACAAUGAGUAUGGCUACAGCUGCAGAGUAGCUGAUCUGAUUAAAUAUGUUCACAGCAAGGCAUAAGAACAAUAAGGAAAUCCCUGACGGCCAACAGGAUAUUAUCGUAGAUGAAUGGACGUUUCUGUCCAUUGAUUGCUCUUCUAGUGCUUCUUCAAGGUUGUCUUGUUAGAUUGAUAUAAAACUGCCUACUUUCAGUUGAUUCCCAUGAACUCAAUUACUUGUGGAAACUGUGAUGUUAAGUUCCUAUAAAGUUCUUUUAUUUUUGUUUCCUUUUUUAGUCAUCAUUGCUAUUUUUUUAUAUAGAUGUUUCUGUCCCAUUGAUAUGCAAUCAUGCUGGUGGAAGUUGCCUUGACAAGUUAGUUGUUUAGAAGGAUGUAAUAUAAACAGUGAUUCUGUUAUUUAACAAUUCACUGUUUUACUCUUUAUAUGCAAUAAAACUAUUUAAAACAGUU